UCCUUCAAACUCCUAGGAUUUCUUGAUGUUAAAGUUGUCCCGUGUGCACGAGAAUCGGUGCUCUAUGGCUCCUUGGGAUCUUUUGUUGUGGGUCUGGGACAUUUUUUAGCAACUAGUAGAGUUAGAAGAUCUUGUGACUUUGCAGUCGGUGGCUUUAUUUGCACAAUGUUAGGGUGCUGGUUUUACUGCAGGUACAAUUUGGCCCAACACAGGAUCCGGCAAAGAAUGCUUAAAGAAGGAAUGAGAAACAAAAUUUUAUUUGAAGGCAGUUCUCUUGAUCCAGAAAGAAAACAAACUGGCCAUGAAAGAAGCGAUUCAUAG
Messenger RNA from Apaloderma vittatum (bar-tailed trogon), 321 nucleotides. RefSeq names its product cytochrome c oxidase protein 20 homolog. Lineage: Eukaryota; Metazoa; Chordata; Aves; Trogoniformes; Trogonidae. Gene Ontology annotation, biological process: mitochondrial respiratory chain complex IV assembly. The record is from RefSeq and is a predicted model, not a curated record. The transcript has 3 exons. The annotation marks the transcript as partial. Gene Ontology annotation, cellular component: mitochondrial inner membrane; mitochondrion.